Lymnaea stagnalis (great pond snail) is the source of this 623-nucleotide messenger RNA. The record is from the annotation of a GenBank genome assembly. Lineage: Eukaryota; Metazoa; Mollusca; Gastropoda; Lymnaeidae.
CAAGCAAGAUGCAAACACAUAUUUUGCUUAUUCUUAGGGUGCAUCAUGAUGAUGUCUGCAAAUGCUGAAACCACAGGAAGUAGCAUUACUAAUCUAACUACAUUUACAAUUACAUCACCCAAUGUUGUUGACUCAAUGUUGUCAAAUCAAAGCACAUUUGGACAAAAAAAGCCAAUGAAGCCAAUCACUGUGGAGAAAAGAAAAGAAGGGAUAAGUUCUAACAAGAAGCCAAUCACUGUGGAGAAAAGAAAAGAAGGGAUUAGUUCUAACAAGUCAAAACAAAUGAAUUUGAGGCCCACACCAACACUCACAAGUAUCACUGACACAAUCAAGGACUUACAUAAUCCUAUUCUAAAUCAACCAAAUGGAAGUGUUAAGUUAAAACCUGUGUUUAACACAUCCACUUCCACAUCCAAGCACUUCAUUUUGAAACUUUUCAAGAGAUACAGUAAUGAAAAUUUUCUAAGCAUAGAAAAUUUUGAAAAAAUUCUGAAGCAUGUAGGCGUAGGAAUUUUACUUUUAGAGACAUCUAGCAUUUCCUCUGUACAAAUUCACAGGCAAGACGAAGAAGAUUAUAAUCACCAAAAUGAGAAUGAGACACAUGUUCAAAUUGAAGCCACCGG